AUGGGGACAUGGCAGCCGGUGACGCUUCCCUCCAUCCCGUUUCAGGUCCAAGAUAUCGAGUUCACCCAGAUUGAAAUGAAGGUCAUUGAGGGCCUGAAAAUCGGCAAUGAAUGUCUGAACAAAAUGCACCAGGUUAUGUCAAUAGAAGAGGUGGAGAGAAUAAUAGGUGAAACGCAGGACGCGGUGGAGUACCAGAGGCAAAUAGAUGAGCUGUUGGCUGGCAGCCUGACUGAAGAAGAUGAAGAUGCCAUUUUAGAAGAAUUAAAUGCCAUUACUCAGGAACAGAUGGAGCUUCCAGAAGUUCCCUCUGAGCCGCUCCCACAAGAGGUUCCAGAAGCAUCACCCGUCAAGAACAGGCCAAAGCCAGAACUGGUGGCAGCCUCUUAACUCCGGCCUCCGGGGCUGCCUCCGUUCCUUUGUCCCGGGACAAUUCGGGAGAUCUCAUCCCAUCCCAGCGCGUGCUGGGACCAAGCGCCGCCUUGGCAGCAUCCCAGCUGUGCUGGGCGGAUCGUGGAGCAGGAUUCCCUCUGCAGGGUGGGGAACCUCGGCUGAUUAUUGCUCUUGUAUCAAGAUUAUUUUCUAGUGCUUUCCUUUUUUUGUAACUUAAAUUCUGAACUCACUCAGCUGCGCUGUCUUGGGAUUAAGCAACAGCUCUAACCCUGCAAAUCC
This is a messenger RNA of Nothoprocta perdicaria, 669 nucleotides long. RefSeq names its product charged multivesicular body protein 6 (gene CHMP6). The transcript is spliced from 5 exons. Gene Ontology annotation, cellular component: multivesicular body; ESCRT III complex. NCBI's taxonomy places the organism in Eukaryota, Metazoa, Chordata, Aves, Tinamiformes, Tinamidae. Bases 1 to 387 code for a protein of 128 amino acids. Gene Ontology annotation, biological process: vesicle budding from membrane; late endosome to vacuole transport via multivesicular body sorting pathway. The record is from RefSeq and is a predicted model, not a curated record.